Messenger RNA from Maudiozyma saulgeensis, 2244 nucleotides. NCBI's taxonomy places the organism in Eukaryota, Fungi, Ascomycota, Saccharomycetes, Saccharomycetales, Saccharomycetaceae. The record is from the annotation of a GenBank genome assembly.
AUGUUAUUUAGUUUGCAAGUCGUAAUAAGUAUUCUUUCAUUUUUUAAAUUUGUACUGGGUGGUGGUGUCGACCUUAGCCCAGAUUCUACCCAUUCAUGUAGAGUCCCAGAAGGUUCUACUUUCAUUGAUGGCUUUCGUGCAAGAUUUUAUCCAUACUUACACCCCCAAUAUACAUACGAAUACGAUAACCAUGACUACUUAUUGAACUUAUAUUCUACUUUAAAUCAACCAUUAACUACAAUUUACGGUAUUAAUGACGUUAACUAUGUUUAUACUGGUCCUAACGCCUACAACGGUCCACAAUGGGGAUUACUUCAUGGCUUUAACGUGACAUUGACAAAUUUCACCAUUGAAUAUGUCGGUUAUUUUAUUCCUCAAAAGACCGGUAGCUAUACAUUUUCCUUUGACAAUACCGAUGACUCUGCUUUAUUAUUUUUUGCUAAUCCAUCUGCAUUCAGAUGUUGUAACGCUGAUGCUGAUAUAACCAUCGACCAAGAAGAUGUUUCAAUCGAUGCCAUUGAUCAAUGGGCAACUGGUGCUCCAUCAACGGUUACUCACGUGCUGGAAGAAGGGAUUGCCUACCCAAUGAGAAUUGUAUACUAUAACCAAGGUGGUAUUGGUAAAUUGCAUAUGACUUGGAAGGAUCCAGAUGGUGUCACACAUGAGACCUUUGACGAUUAUGUCACAUUCUUCACCGAUUUGGAAACUGAAUGUGCCCACGAAAUUGUCACCCAAACUACUUCUUUUGAACCGGGUACAGCAACUGAGACAACAACCUACACAACUCUGGUCUCGACCUUUACGGGUGAAGAUGAUGUUGUCACUACUGAAACAAUCUAUGUUGUCCAAACCCCUGACACUAGAACCCAUACAGCUACAGCUACAACUAUCUAUACUGAGGGAACUGAUUCCAUAACCGCUACUUAUUCUACAGGUACUGGUAUCUAUACUGGAACGGAUGGUAUUGUUACCACCGAGACUACCUACUACGUUGAGAAACCAGGUCCAGAGACAACUAUAACUACAGCACUUACUAAGACUAUUUACAGUAGUGAUGCUAUACCAACAACUGAGACGGAGGUUGUUACAUACACAACUACAGAUGAUGAUGGAGACGAGGAAAUAGUUAUCGAAACUGAUAUCCAAGAAAUUAUGGUUCCAACUAUCGGUAUCACAUUUGAUUUGCUGAAAACUACAACCCAAUACCUAAGCAUUUAUACCCCAACGAUUGCCACACAUGUAACAACGUACACCUCCACUGACGAUGAAGGUGAUGAGGAAGAAGUUGUUGAAACAGAUGUUGAGGUUGAAUUACCAAGUGUGGAUAAAACAACUACAAUUGUGAAGACUACAACCGAGUUUGGUAGUGUUACGGUUCCAACCACAGUUACACAUGUUACUACUUACUUUACUACUGAUGACGAGGGAGAUGAGGAAGAAGUUGUUGAAACUGACAUAGAAGUUGAAUUACCAAGUAUAGCUGAAACUAUCACAACUGCCUCCACAGUUUUAACCGAAGGUCAAGUUACAGAAACAAUCACAAUUGCUACAAUUAUCACAACCUAUUACACAACAGACGCUGAAGGUGAGGAAGAAGAGGUGGUCGAAACCGAUUACAUUGUUGAGAUUCCUGAUGUCUAUGAGACUUUAAAAACUGCAACCACAAAAUAUAUUAACUACUCAGGUUCAGUCAGCACUACCUUAACACAUAUUACCACAUGCUUUACCACAGAUGCUAAUGGUAACGAGGAAGAAGUUAUAGAAACUGAAAUAAUUGUGGAAAUUCCAGAACAGAGUGAGUCGGUCAUCGAUGCUGAGGAUUCUAAACUUUUAACCACAUCAGAAGAGAUAGAAAUCGUUUCUUCAACAACCAUUUUUAGUUACUAUACUGGGUCUGUUACUUCAACGUACUCGACUCAAGUAAGAACAUAUACAACCACCGGUACUAAUGGAAAGGAAGAAAUUGUUGAAACAGAUUAUUAUGUGGAGAUCCCAAAAACAGCGUCUGUGCUGGCAACAACUGAAGAAAGAGGUACAUCAGUAAUAGAAGAAAAUACUACAGCAGCUGAUGUAACAAUCCAAUUUUCUACCUCAACAUCGUCAGUCAUUCCUAAACAGUUUAUUCAGCCAACUGCCUCUAGUUCAAAUGAUCUUUCCGAAUAUACGGGUUCCGGAUCCUCGCCAUCUUGUAAUAUUUUAAGCUAUUGCAUUGGGUUGCUAACUGCCAUUUUGUAUCUUAUGUAA